CCCUAGUGCUUCUGUAUCUCGCUCCCUGGACCUAACCGUCCUGGGACUCAAUAGUGGCACUUCGAUGGUAAGCAGACGAGCUGGACAAGCGAGGAUUUAGGGGACCUUGAAAGCUUAUCAAUGUAACGCUAGGAUGGGAUCGACUGUGCUCUCUGUCGUUUUCGACAGGAAAAGCCGGAUUCACCCAUGAGGUUUGAGCUUCUCAAGGUAUGCUAUUGUCACAUGUUGCGCAAAUCCCGUUCAGUCUAACACAGACGUGUCUUUCCAAUAGUAUGGUGAAAUUCCCCUACAACAAACAAUCAAGAAACGAGUCAUGAAUAUCAUCCUGCACAACAAAACAUCUCCGUCCGAGCUAUCCGAGGUGAAUGUCAUUCUCGGUGAGACAUUUGCCGCGGCUGUCAAGGAGUUCUGUGGACAGUAUGAUGUUGAUAUCUCGUCCAUCGACGUUAUUGGCUCCCACGGUCAAACCAUCUGGCUUCUGUCUAUGCCUGAGGAGGGAGAGGUACGUAGUGCUCUUACCAUGGCUGAGGGCUCAUUUAUUGCUUCUCGCACGGGAAUCACAACUGUGACCGACUUCCGGGUUAGCGACCAAGCAGCGGGUCGCCAGGGAGCACCACUGAUUGCUUUCUUUGAUGCCUUGCUCCUGCACCAUCCGACAAAGUUGCGCGCUUGCCAAAACAUUGGCGGGAUUGCUAAUGUCUGUUUUAUCCCGCCCGAUUCCUUCGGAGGCACUGAUGCCUGCUACGAUUUCGAUACAGGCCCAGGGAACGUCUUUAUUGAUGCCGUUGUCCGACACUACACCAACGGCCAGCAGGAGUAUGACAAGGACGGCGAGAUGGGCGCUCGCGGCACGGUGGACCAGGAUCUGGUAGAUGAGUUUCUUCAAACUCAUCCCUACUUCCAGUUGGAUCCACCGAAAACCACGGGCCGCGAGGUGUUCCGAGAUGCUUUAGCUUUUGAUCUCAUUCGCAAGGCGGAAUCCAAAGGUCUUAGUCCAGAUGAUGUCGUUGCUACCGUCACUCGGAUCACCGCUCAGGCCAUCGUCGACCACUACCGCCGCUAUGCCCCCAAGGACCUCCCAAUCGACGAAAUUUUCAUGUGCGGCGGUGGUGCUUAUAAUCCAAACAUCACACAAUACAUACAAGCACAUUACCCUAGCACGAAGAUUCUGAUGCUGGACCAAGCAGGUAUCCCGGCUUCUGCCAAAGAAGUUAUCACCUUCGCAUGGCAGGGCAUGGAAGCAGUGGUGGGCCGUUCUAUUCCCGUGCCCAUUCGGGUUGAGACUCGGCAGCCAUACGUCUUGGGAAAGGUAGCACCAGGCAAGAACUAUUGUAGGGUGUUGCAGCAAGGUAUGCAAUUCGGAGGGGAUAGGCACCACCUGCCUGCAGUAUCUGAGCUGGUGAACUAUGUGAACGGGGAGGUGUUUAACAACAAAUGGUAAUACAUGUAACGAUAUAUCAAAAGAAGAUCAUUAGAAUAAAAUUUAUGCGCACACCCUUU
Molecule: messenger RNA, 1500 nt
Organism: Aspergillus neoniger CBS 115656
Lineage: Eukaryota; Fungi; Ascomycota; Eurotiomycetes; Eurotiales; Aspergillaceae
Product: UPF0075 domain protein
Exons: 1
Coding region: 314-1441 (375 amino acids)
Biological process (GO): amino sugar metabolic process; peptidoglycan turnover
Molecular function (GO): phosphotransferase activity, alcohol group as acceptor; ATP binding
Source: RefSeq, a predicted model, not a curated record